Molecule: messenger RNA, 1398 nt
Organism: Microthlaspi erraticum
Lineage: Eukaryota; Viridiplantae; Streptophyta; Magnoliopsida; Brassicales; Brassicaceae
Source: the annotation of a GenBank genome assembly
AUGAGCGAUCGGAGCCUGAAAAAGUCUCUCUCCGGAAAAAGCAACCGCCCCAAUGAAAUCGUCGUUGAAGAUGCCGACGAGAACUUGGAUCUCAUCUCAGUCAACCGUGUUGUGAUCACUUCUUUCAAUGCUGUUUUGAAUAAACCAGGAAGACGUUCUUUCGAACAAGCUAAAAUUGCUAACCCUGAAUCCGACGAUGACAAGAAACAUGGAAAUGACCCGCGGCUUUACACCAUUCCUGAGGUUCCGUUAGGAACUCUUUCUAGAUUGGUUCUAGAAGCUAGAAACGUGACUUCCAAGCUUCAGUCCAUUUCUACUACAAAGGCUGCUUCAAAGACUGAGAGCGAUCCAUCCUCAAAACCAACGCGAAGCAAUUCAACAAUACGACCCUCCAACAUUCCCACACUUCGUCCCUCCAACAUUCCAACACUUCGUCCCUCAAACAUUGGCCCCACAUUUCCAACUGUCGUCAGAUCCUCUUCAGCCCCCAAGAAGACAACCACAGCUUCAGCUUCAGCUUCGGUUUUGGUUUCAUAUCCAAAGAGAACUGUCUCUCGAUCUCUAACUCCCGUAUCACGCAAAACACCAGCAUCAAGAUCUCCAACUCCUUCAAGAAUCACUACAACUACUACUACUUCAAUCACUCCUUCCUUUAAAAAAGCUGGAGACGCUCAAAGAUCAAGAUCGUUGACUCCAAGGUCAAAGCCUCAGAUUGCAGCAACUUCAGCUCCACUUUCAAGUAAGACCAGUGUGCGUUCUGUGUCUGUGACAUCACGCCCAUCAGUUACAUCAACACCUCGGACACCGCCGAGACUAAAAGAAACAGUCACUCUAGCGUUUGGUAGACCAGUGGGAACCACCACAGGGAAUGUAAACUCGCCAAAACGAAACACCUCACCGGAUGUUACAAGAACGAGGCCUAAAGGACGUUCUGCUUCUCCUUCUUCUCUGAUUCCUACUUUUUCAGGCGUCUCGCAUACAUCCGCAACUCAAAAGUCUACAACUGUUACGGAUUCAAAGAGAUCUGGAAGAAAAGUGUCAAAAGCUUCGGUCCAAAUUGCUAACAAUCACUUGGAGGCACGAAAUGGGAAAGGGGGCACAAAUCCGUUUUCGAGCACAAUGUUGUACCCACACAGCAUCAGGUCUUCUUCUUUAAGGAAAAGGUGUGAUAGUAGUGAAGGAAGCAGCAGCAGCAACCAUGAAGAGGAAGAAGGGAAAAGCUUAACGAAAGAAGGAAACACAGAUCAGAAGAAGGAUAGUGCUCGUUACGAAGCACUCUUGGAUGUUAAAGAUGUGAAAGAUACUAACUGGCUACUUACCCUUGAUGAUGAAACUAAUCCUUCUCUCAUCUUCGACAACGCUUUCGACUCUCCUCCUGAACCAUUCUCUCCUCUUUGA